GAGAGAGAGAGAGAGAGAGAGAGAGAGAGGGGAGGGUUAAAGGGGAGAGGGUGUGGGAGAGAGUGCGAAAGGCGCCUCCUUUUUCCUCGCCUCGUUCGUGUCGAAACCCUCGGAGGGGCUCUUUUUCCCGGCGGCGGAGGCGGCGGUGGCGGAGGAGGCGCGGGAGACUCGGAUCUGUGGCCCCCGAUCACCGCCCCAGAUGAGUUCCUCCCCUGGCGAUCGCCAAUCCUAGGGCUUAGGGCUCUCUAAUUGACAAUUUGGGAAUUUUGAGGCUUCUUGUAGUGUUUCUGUUCCAUUCAUUGGUGAAUCUUAAGCCAGAGGACUGAGGGCUUAGUUGAUAACAUUUUCUAUGAGCUUGGUUCCCUUCUAAAUUUGGCAUUUUUUUGUUGACAAAAGUGGUUCUAAAAAUGGCGGGAGAAACAUCGAAGAAUGAACAGGGUUUGGAGGAGGAGACUACAAUGCGGAUGCUGUUUGGGGAAGAAUUUAUGGGCAUGGCCGACGAUCGAUUUGAGGGAUCAAAGGCGGAGCAUGAUAUAUUUAUGGAUGUCUUUAAUGGAAAUGGCCCUGAUGGUGGAAGCAAUUGUAAUGAUGUUUCGAGGACCAUGAACUCUGGCUCGAUUCCCUCGAGCCACUCUUCUAUGGAAGAUCCAUUUUGUGAAUCUUCUGAACCCGCAAAGAUGAGUUCCGGAGAACAAAGCGGAUCGAAAUUACUUCUGGAGAGCUCUCCUUGUUUCAGAUUGGAUGCUCAAAAUGGAAAGGAGAAUAAGAUGGAAGUAUCACCGGUUAGUCAAUUAAAUUACCGGAAUAGGGAGAAUGGCAAUUGCAUGCUUGGUACUAACGAUUCCUUAGUUGAGUUAAAUGCAUCAAAGGUUGCUACAAAUGCUCUCAUGCAAGAUGCUUUCGAUGCUCAUCAAUUUACGGUCGAGGCCUACUCACAGGGCAUUUUAUCGAUUUACCAUCUAUCAAAUGAACAACUAGAAAUAGAUGGUAAAACGGAUUAUGAUGAUAAAGUGGCCUUAGAUUGUAAUAUUACAAGACAAGACACAGGAUAUGGUGGGAAAGUUGGUGAAACUAAUUCUUGUAUGUUAGAAAAUAGCUUUGCUGCUCUGCAAUUGCCUUCUUCCCCUCUAGAAACCCCCUUGGCCAUUACAAGCAUGGAGCAAAGUGUGAAAGGAUUUAGUAUAAGGAGCAUUGAUUCAAUUAAUGGUGCUUCAAUGAAGUCCAUUAAUAGGGACCUUCCUGAACUUCUACGUAAUUAUGCACAGGAGCUUCUUAAGGAUUCAGGUUGGAGGAUUGAUCCUCGUGUGCGGAGCGACAGGGCUAAACUGGCUUCAUAUUUCACGGCACCUGAGAGAGCGUUUGUUGUUACUUCUCUCUCCCAUGCUUGGAAAUCAUGUGGGCAUAUAUUAUAUCAGAGCUCUCCAAAUUCUGAGAGAGAUGACAUGGGGAGAGUUUGGAAAGAUAUACAUACAUUUUGGGGUGAUCUUAUGGAUACAAUUGCUUACAUCGAGAAGAAGAUUAAAGAGCCUGAAAAUUUUCUCUCUCUGUGGGACAGAUGGCAACUUCUUGAUCCUUUCAUGGCCGUGGUGUGCAUUAAUAAGAAAGUUGGUGUUCUUCGAGCAGGGAAGACUCUUAGAGCUGUUAAUAGUGACACUUUUGUUCUCAGCGAGAAAAGCAACAUGAUAUUGGGUGGUAAGAAUAGUGAGGAUAGAGUUGAUGAUUCUCUGAUUUCAACUAUUCUACCAACCCAAGAGCUCAAGUCUGAGCCUGGUAAAGAAGAAGGUUUACAACAUUUGCAUGAUUCAAAGAAGAAGCGCCAAUGUAGGCAUAUAAAAAAGAAACUUUGUUACUGUGGAGAGAAGCAUUCAGAACUGACAAAACAAGAAACUUCUGUGCAUGAACUCUGUAUCCAAGCAUCUGAUCGAGAAUCAAACCAUGCUCAAUUAUCAGUUUGUAGUAUAUCUUGUGCUAUUCAACAAAGUGGGCGGAAGCCCUUCUAUUUUAAUGAGAAAGUGGGUCUUCUUCAUAAUAAAGCUUCCCUGGAUGACUUUCAUGUGGAUGGACUUGGGCAAGAAGGUGCUUCUGCUUGUCUCAGGGAUGAUGGGUUCAGAGAAGAUCUUCUUGCUAAUGAGACUACUGCUAAUGCCCUAAUAGGAUUUGAUGAGACCCUCAGAUUGAAAUCUUCAAUUUAUGAGGAAAAUUUUAGCAAAGGGGUUCUUGUUUCUGACAUAGAUAGUAAUGUUACAGCUGACGACGAGAGAGGUAUAUUUUUUGAAGAGAAGUUGGCGAAUAGUUCUGUCAAAAGGGCACGUAAGAAGUCUAAGAAGAUAUCAGAAAUUGAAGCAACUGGAUUAAAUGGGGUAUGUGGUGGAAACUGCAUUCAAAUAUCUGGUAAUUAUACGGACAUGAAUAUUGAUGAUCCUCUUGGACUCACUUGCAAUUCCAAUAUUGUAACAUCCGAAUCAACUUUUAAAGCUGUGAAGAAACCAAAGCUUCUGGAAAAUCACCAUGCCCUUGAAUGCGACACAAAUGGGUCAAAUGCGAAAAGAUUAAAGUCUAUCAGCAAAUUCCAUCCAAAUGCGCCAUUUUUGUUGAAGGACCAGUUUAAAGAUGCUGCUUCUGAAGAGUCGCUGGUUGUUUCAGAUGACAGCUGUAUUCCGACAGAAGAACAAAGCAGCAGAAAGGUGACCAAGACAAAGAAAUCUAAGAAUUGGAAGGAAAACGGACGGAAAAGGCCGCGCGGGUUGCAUAUCUAUGAUGACGACCUUUUGAUUACUGCCAUUAUAAAAAACAAAGAUUUUACCUCCUGUAGCAAAUUUACUUCGAAUUCAGGGUAUUCUGAACUGAAAACAUUUAGAAAGCUUAAAACCAAGAAAAAGAAAGGCUGUCAGUUGCUCUUGCGAACCCCUGGAAAAGGUGGCAAAAACUCCUUGGAUGGAAAAAGGUUAAUUUUAGGAAGGAAAACUGUAUUGUGUUGGUUGAUUGCGAGGGGGGUCAUAUCUUUAAAAGAUGUUGUUCAGUACCGGGAUCUGAAGAACAAUGAGGUGGUCAAGGAUGGAUGGGUUACUGUUAAUGGGGUUCUUUGUAACUGCUGCACCAAGGUCUUAUCUGUGUCUGAAUUUAAAGCUCACGCAGAUGCUAAGAUGCAAAAGUCCUCCUUGAAUCUCUUUUUGCAGUCUGGUAAAUCUUACACUCUGUGCCAACUUGAGGCUUGGUCGGCUGAAUACAGGGCUAGGAAAAGCAAUACACAAAUUGCGGAAAUUGAGGGGUUGGAUGAUCAAAAUGAUGAUACUUGUGGGCUUUGUGGUGAUGGUGGUGAGUUAAUAUGCUGUGAUAGUUGCCCAUCCACUUACCACCAGGAUUGCUUGCUUUCACAGGAGCUUCCAGAAGGUAAUUGGUAUUGCCACAAUUGUAUAUGUCGGAGUUGUGGAGUUCCUGUUUACGGAGAAGAGGCAUCGACUUCCUCGACCAUUUUAAAAUGUUCACAGUGUGAACAAAAAUACCAUGAGACUUGCCAUAAGGACCACAUCACAUGUGAUGGGGAUGUGGGAUCUGAUACAUGGUUCUGUGGGAGAAAUUGUCUAGAGGUUUAUCUAGGUCUACGUUCGCAUGUUGGAGUAGUUAACUGUCUUGACGAUGGAUAUUCAUGGACUAUUCUGAGGUGCAAUCAUGAUGAGCCAAAAGUUAAGUCUGCACAAAAGAUAACACUAAUGGCAGAAUGCAACACGAAGCUAGCGAUAGCCCUGAAUAUUAUGGAGGAAUGCUUUGCGAGAAUGGUGGAUCCAAGAACUGGCAUUGACAUGAUACCACAUGUGCUGUACAACUGGGGAUCUAGUUUUGCUCGCUUAAAUUAUCAAGGAUUUUACACACUAAUCUUAGAGAAGAGUGAUGAAGUCGUUUCAGUGGCAUCCAUCAGGGUUCAUGGCAACACAGUUGCUGAGCUGCCAUUCAUUGCAACUUGCAGUGAGUAUCGUCGCCAAGGGAUGUGUAGACGAUUAAUGGAUGCCAUAGAAAAGAUGCUGAGAUCAUUCAGUGUCAAGAUGUUGGUUUUGUCGGCAAUUCCAGAUUCAGUUAACACAUGGACAUCGGGUUUCGGGUUUAAACCUAUGGGUAAUGAUGAAAAGAAACAAUUAAGUAACAUGAACUUGAUGUCCUUUCCCGGAUCUUCAUUGUUGAUGAAGAGAUUGGAUGAAACCAAAGCUGAAGAAUCAGGGAUGAGAAAGGACCUUUCUGUUAGAGAAGAUGACUUACAUGUAGGAGGAGAUCAUUCCCAAAAUCUUGGGAACUCUUAUGAAAAUCAGAAUACUGAAUUUUUGUUGUCAAUGAACAUGACAUCUGUGGAACUGGUUGAUAGUCAACUGGAAAAUGGUCAGCUAUUUUCUCAUGGAAGCGAUAUUUCACCCAAGGAUACCUCGAAUCUAGAUGAGUUCGGAUUCUGUCCAAUACAGCAGAUCAUCGAGAUUCAGAAGGUUGUGGAAGAUAAUCCAUCUCAAAUUGACCAAAUACUUUCCAAUACCAGUGCUCAAAAUGCUGGAGAAAAGGAUGAAAGCUCUUUUGAUCCAUCUGGGGGCCUUAAUUCUGAGGGUGCUGAAUCUGACAUUAGAGCUUUUUCAGAUGCUUCUGAACAACAAGGUGAUAAGUGCUUCGCUGACAAAGAGUCAGAAAAGAUCAAUGAGCAGGAGAUUCCUUUGGAUGGAUCAUCUGAUACUUUCAAAGAUGAAUUAUGUGGUUCUGCGGGAUGGUGCCAUGCUGCAAAGGUCGGCUCCACAGGCAAUACUGAAGCUUAAAAUUUUAUUUAAUCACAUAUAUCCUGAGGAAGAGCCACCAUUCUUUCUCAAAAGUGUGCAAGAUUGGUGCAUGUUGAUUAAUUGAGAGUCACAGUUACCAUUCUGUUUAUUUAUUCAAAUGCAAAACAGAGAACCUUUGUGGUAUUAGUAUGAAUGCUUUACCAGAAAACUCCGAAGAAUGCGAAACAUAUUUCGGAAGACAAGCUUUUGUUUUGCAAAAUGGUAGCCAACUGUUCUCAAUGGUUAACCUUUUGAUCCAUUCAUCUCUGAAUUUCAAUUCUUCUUUACAAAUGUGGGUAUAUUUAUUGUGAGGAGGAUUUAGUCCAAUGAUGGAUCUUAUAACAUACAAGAUUUCAGCUGUUGUAUUUCUUCACUUGUUGAAAUUCAUUUGGAAGUGAAAAUAGUCAUCGGGAAGAUCUAUGACGUGAUAUUGCGAAGUAAUUACUGAGCCAGCUGUCAGACGAGUUCAACAGCAUUUGACUUCUCAUAUGGAAAUUGAGAAGUUGCUUCUCAAUUUUUUCCUUCGGUUCUUUGGGAAAUGUACCGAAUGUGGACCGAGGAUUUUUCAUAUGAUAUCAAGUGGAUGAGAAAUGGUGUUAGGCUUCUACCAAAAGCCAGAUUGACAAAAUCAGAAAAUUGAAUCUAGCCGAAUUUUGCCUUGGGGGCCUUCCCUUUCUGGUGCUUAUCAUUAAUGCCUUUCUAGAGCAGUUUUGAUUGGUUGCAUCAAGAGUCUAUUGGAAAAUUGAGUUAAGAGUUAUUUAAAGAGGUCCAAAACAAGGACUAUUUCAGCUUUCGAAUAAGCAUAAGGCAAACUAGCUAAAAGCAUUUGAAUCAAUCAUCAACAAUCGUGUAGGGGUUAGUGAAAUUAGGAGCUGCGGUAAGACGCUUGAAGAGGUUCUGACCAUUUUGUAAGAAGAUAAUCAAUCAGGAAGGCGACAUUUGAGAAGAUAUUUGUCCAGUUCUACUAACAGACUAAAUGGAGACUUCAUCGUGAGAAUUUUAGCUUUGUUGUACCAUAAUGUUGUACACAUCCGCCUCUCGCUAGCUGUACUGAUGAGGUCAUCUUUCUGUAAUUAUCCAUUAAUGAGGUAACUUGCCAGAAUUUCAAUUAAAUGCCUUUUCUUUU
Ananas comosus (pineapple) is the source of this 5913-nucleotide messenger RNA. RefSeq names its product increased DNA methylation 1-like. The transcript is spliced from 10 exons. Gene Ontology annotation, molecular function: acyltransferase activity, transferring groups other than amino-acyl groups. Lineage: Eukaryota; Viridiplantae; Streptophyta; Magnoliopsida; Poales; Bromeliaceae. Bases 408 to 4787 code for a protein of 1459 amino acids. The record is from RefSeq and is a predicted model, not a curated record.